AUAACACUUUUUGUUGAUAAACGAGAACAAAAACCUUCAUUCCAAUUAUUAUAUAUUUUGAAAACAUUAUUUUUUCCGCUGGGGAGGCUUCCAAGUAGAUAAAUUCUACAAGAUGUUAGCUGGCUGCCCCGAAGAGCUGCCUAAUCCGCACAAGAACUGCCUGCACGAGAUGCUGCAGGCGCUGAUCUGCAAUGACAAUGAUGUUAAGCGCUUGAACACGGAGCUGAGAAACAUCCAGCUGGAGUUGCAGGCGGAGCUGGACAAGAUCAAGAAGGCGAACCAGAAGUGCGGGCACGAAAAGAGGGGCAAAGUGGUGUGCGAGAGCGUCGAGGAUAUGACCAAGUUCGCCGAGCGGAUCAACAACCUGGACGAGGUGAAAAUCCAUUUCACCCGGCGGAGCGAGGAAAUCCGAAAGCGGCGGGACAACAUUAUCCUUUAUGCCCGCCAAUGUAUGUAUGCUUACAACGAGGAGAAGUGCAAAUUCAAGUCCUUCCACGAGAACACUGUGGAUUACAUCAAGCGCACGGCGACCCUUUCCCAGGAUGCGGAGGUCAUUCGGGGUUGCGAAAAGGAUGUGUGCGAUUUGCACAAGCGCUUCGUUCGCGAAGUGGCUAAGCUGAAAACCUGUGAGGAACAACUGCUGCCCUUCUUCAAGUUGCUCAAGGAAUCCGAUUCGAAGGUCCACUGCGAGUGCUGCUGUUUCAAGGGCUACGACUGGAUGCCAACUGGCAAGAAUUUCGAGGCCGUGGACUCGAUGGCCGGCGAAAUCAAGGAGCAGAUGGGCGAUGUCCUGGUGCGAGCCUUUGCACAACUACACCUUCAUUCGCCGCAGGACCCACGUGCCUUCAUCGCCGCAUAUCUAAUGAACCUCGAUCGCAACGAGCAGGACAUGAAAGCGAAGCUGAAUAUCUUUCAAGCGGAUCCUACAGCGGAUCCCCAGGAGUUGUCGGACCCUACAUACCAAUGCGAGGACACAUGUCCUCCAGCCGAGUAACGCCAAAUGGGGAAAUCUAUUUAACAAAACAUUCAAAAUGUAACCAAAAUCGGAGAAUCACUUCAAACUUUUAAUUGAUUCCAACUUAAAACGCAAUACAUUUCAGACAAAUACUUUUCAAUAA
Molecule: messenger RNA, 1118 nt
Organism: Drosophila ficusphila
Lineage: Eukaryota; Metazoa; Arthropoda; Insecta; Diptera; Drosophilidae
Exons: 1
Coding region: 113-994 (293 amino acids)
Cellular component (GO): Set1C/COMPASS complex
Source: RefSeq, a predicted model, not a curated record